Molecule: messenger RNA, 1673 nt
Organism: Prunus mume (Japanese apricot)
Lineage: Eukaryota; Viridiplantae; Streptophyta; Magnoliopsida; Rosales; Rosaceae
Source: RefSeq, a predicted model, not a curated record
AAGCUUAUGUCUGAAUUAUUCUCUCUUGACGAACCUAAUUUCUUUAAAAAUAAAAAAUAAAAAAGCAAAGAAAAAGUUUACACCAAAAAGAUGGAAAAGAAGCAGCUCUGAACUUUCAGAGAACACCACUUGUGUAGCUUAUUCUCCACGUGAAUACACACUUCUUGAUCAGAAGUUUCAAAUUCACAUUUGAAAAUUAAACACGGCAAUCUCUCUGUUGUGUUUCAGCAGCUUCCCCGUUUCUCACUUGAUCAUCGUCGUCAUCCUCUUCAUCAACACCUUAAUUACCCUCUAAUCUUCCUCUUCUCUUAGAUAUCAUCAAGAACCCAAUUAGCAGCAAAUACUUUUCCAAAACAAUAACCAUGAAGAAACUCCUUCUCCCUCCUCUGCUUCUUUACUUCCUUCCCCUGUUUCUGCAAAUUGCCACCCUACUCUCUGCACCUAUCUACACUCCGGUCGAAGACAUCACCAUCAACUGUGGCUCUUCCGGAACCUCAUUGAACGUGGAUGACAACCGGACUUGGACUGGAGAUAUCAACUCCAAAUUCUCCCCUUUUGAAUUACACCAAGCUAGCACCAACACCUCAUCCCAAGUCAGCGAAGCACCUCCCUCCUCCUCUGUUAGCCCAGUGCCUUACACCACGGCUAGGCUCUCUCGCUCCGAAUUUUCUUACAAAGUUCCCCUCACCACCGGGCAGAAGUUUAUUCGUUUAUACUUCCACCCAGUUUCAUAUGACCCCGGCUUCGACCGAUCCAAAGCCCUCUUCUCUGUCCAAGCCGGUGGCUUUACCCUUCUCCAUGAUUUCAAUGCUUCUGUAACUGCUGAUGCUGGUAAGACCGAGAAGCUAAUAAGAGAGUUCUGUUUGAACAUUGAUGAAGGACAGAGCUUGACCAUCACGUUCACUCCGAACAGAGCAAUUUCAGAUGCUUAUGCCUUUAUCAAUGGGAUUGAGAUUGUGUCCAUGCCCACCAAUCUUUACUACACUGCAUCUGAAAGCCAUGGAGUUGAUUAUGUAGGCAACGACGUCAAAUAUAGUAUCAAAAACAGCACAGCGAUGGAGAUGGUGUACCGAAUAAACAUUGGUGGAAGCGGAAUCUUAUUCAAUCAAGACACUGGUAUGUACCGAAAUUGGGACAGUCUACGAGAGGAGGAAAAGUACUUGAGUUCUAAAUGGAGCGUUCUUCCACAAAACGUUAGCAUUGAACUCAACUUUGUGAAAAUACCAAACUACUCUGCUCCACAAGCAGUUUACCAAACGGGCCGGUCCAUGGGCAAUAACCACACCAGAAACAAGAGCUACAACAUGACCUGGGAAUUUCCCGUAGAUCCCAAGUUUCUUUACCUGCUAAGGCUACAUUUCUGUGAGUUUGAGCCUGAAAUUAUGGACAAGGGGGACCGAUCGUUUCUAAUCUAUGUGGAAAACCAACUUGCUGAGCCACAAGCCGACAUAAUCGUGUGGAGUGGUGGAAAUGGGAGACCAGUCUACAGGGAUUACGUCGUGUUCAUCUUCCAGCAGUAUCAAUGUGAUGACCAUCGUCAUCACAAUGGGUGCAAUGGGGUCGAUUUCUUGAAGAUCCUGCGCGGCGGUCAUCACGGUUGGAGGUUUGGGAACGAUUUUGGUCUGACCUGUCAAUGCGAUGAUCUUCGCGAUUGGUGGAUCAAUUCUGAUUAG